Messenger RNA from Oikopleura dioica, 2982 nucleotides. Lineage: Eukaryota; Metazoa; Chordata; Appendicularia; Copelata; Oikopleuridae. The record is from the annotation of a GenBank genome assembly.
AUGGCGCGACAAAAGUCUCCACCAAAGAAGAGGCCAGGAAAGCCAGGAUCCAAAGUCAACAAAGAGAUUAUGGAACUCCAGAAAACAACCAACCUGCUCAUGAGAAAGAUGCCCUUCCAACGAGUGGUCCGAGAGGUUGUCAACGAUCUUCGGCCUGGAAACGACUAUCGAUGGCAGUCGCAGGCACUCCUCUGCCUCCAAGAAGCGACAGAGGCCUUCAUUAUCACAACUUAUGAAGUCGCCAACCUGUUCGCCCUUCACUCCAAGCGCGUCACCAUCAUGAAGAAAGACUUGGACCUUGUCAAAGCUGUCGCGCAAGUCAACCUCAAUGGAAUCAAAGAUUUCUUUUGCUUUUAUAAUGCAGUCUUUAUGAGCAAGUGGAUCGUUGGCUUCCUUCUCCUGUCUGUAGCCCACUCACUGCGGCCCUGCUCCGAAAUUGAGAACAACGAAAACUUUCGUCAAACGACAUGUCACUUGGAGACGUUUCUUUUCAAAGAAGGAUCGGUUCUUGUAAAUGGUACAUCACUAGAACCAAAUACAACUUUCCAACUAUCCGAAUUUCCAGACCGACAUGAUCGAUCAUUUCCCGAUGUGAAAUGGCUCACAGUUGGGGACACACUCGCCGUCAACAAUGUGGACAUCUGCAAAAUAGAUUUUGCGGAGGGCUCGUGCGACAUCCGCUCCGUUCUUAUGCUAUAUCAUGGAUUUUCUCAGCAGCAAGAUGACGGCUUUCUCCAGCAAACCGUCCUUAAUCACCCCUUCGUCAUUGGUAUUGAUCCUCCAGCCUACUUGUCCGACAGUUCUUUCGAGACCUCGUAUUCCUUGUGCGAGCCGGACUUUCUCAAUGUUUCCAGAGCACUCUACUCUGACAGCUUCAAUACCAUCAACCGCUCCGCCCUCCACAAAAACAUUCCCUACGAUUGUCUCGCUGAUGACAUUCCAGAAGAAAAUUGCACAGCUAUUUUCGACACAGUCAAAGAAAAAUAUUGUAAAUGUGGUCCGGAACAACUUAGUGCUCCUAAUACAGCAUUGGUGAUAACUAAGAAAGGAAAACUUAACUUCCUUGCUUUAUUUUCCUCACUCACGACAGCUGAUGUUCGUUAUGAGGAAGACGGACUGCCAAUUUUCAAGACUCCCGAAAACUACUUUCUGACCGAUAGCGGCACCCUUCCGAAAGUCCCCAACUAUUGGGAAUGUAGCGAGCCAUAUUCGAAGCUUCAAAUCUUUCAAAAAAUAUCCUCCGAGGAUUUUUUCAGUAGAGCAUACGAAACGAUAGAUCUAAUUGGAAGCAAAUACUCUUUGGAUAAGAAAUACAGAACUAUUACAAGACCAUCGACGCUGGUUAUGAAAAUCGAGACAAAAAUUGACGACAAAAAGUACACAGCUUCAAAAUUGAUCCAAAUUGCUGACAGCGUUCACUUUCGUCCUAGCGAUUUUUUUCCAGAAAUAUCGUUCCAAUUCGUGGACGAGGAUGAAAAUAAUUAUUACUUCGACGUCGGUGUAACAAUUGACAUCCCGAGCAACUUUUAUGACUUCCAUGAGUCCCAGAAUAAGAUUGUUCAAAUCUUCAUUUAUGCCUUCCAGCAUUUGGAACUUCGUAUUCUUGAAGUUUUUGUUCAUGAAAUCGGUUACUUGCCAGGGGAACCUACGAAAACAAAGAAGAUACCCAUACCGAAGACCAUCACUUUGAGCGGGAAAAGACGAACUAUUGAUAUGCUUGAUGGUUACGUUUCGUUAUCAGAAGAACCACUUCUCGAUGACGAUGGUAUUCUUCUACAAGAUGCAACCGAAGGAGUCAAAUUUGCAGAAAAGUCAGAGCACUGUCAUGUGAAACACGAGUUCUGCGACGCUGUUACUUACACACCAUCAAUGCCAAGUUUAGAGACUAUAUUCUCAACAGCUAGCUCUUCGAAACGCUUUGCAGAUAUUAUAAGUUUCAACUUGACGACAACGAGGACUCUCCGAAUAGAGAUGCAUCAAUUAACGUCGAUGCUCUACAAUAGGGACGAAGAAGAUUACAGGAUCGUGUUAUAUUUCUCCGCUUACGGCCAUCCUCUUUCUCCAGAAAAAACAUCAAAUAUCCCCUGUUUCGAGAAAACAAUGAGCGCUGUUAAACAUGAGUCUUAUUUUCGACGCAUUCGAGGAGAAAAAUUUGGCCGUGAAAUAUAUGAAGGGGAAAACGCUCCUGAUAGACACCUUACGGGAAUUUACUGGGAAAUCACUACAAGUGAAAUAUUCGAUGUACAUACGGCGAUUGAUGAUUCCAAUGGGACUCAUUUAGACAUGUGGCUUUGGAUGGCGGUAGAAUACAACACUAGCGACUCAAAGACGAAAGAGUCCGAAUGCAUAAUGAUCGACAAGGAUACGAGUUCUGCCGGUUACGACAUCAGCACUUUCGUAAACGAGCAAAUCGCCGUCAACCGAAAUAAAUUUAUCGUUCGCAUAAUCAAUGUUGGAUUGAUCCUUCUAGUAAUUGCAGUUGCUUUCUUGGCAGCGAAUCUCUUGCAGCGAAAAUGGCAAAAGCUGUGGAGAGAUAGUAAGCCAACGCCAGCACAACUUACGCUCUACCCUGUCCGCGAACCAUCGGAUGAUCUUUCUGAACCUAAAUGGCCAACAGGGGAUAGACCAACAGCCGAAACAACCGAACUGGGCGAACCGCUGAACUCGAUAUCUGACUCGCUCAAAGACGAGAAUGACAAUUUGCUGAACCGAUAUUUCCCAGCAGAGACGCCAGCAGAAAACACUUUCGACCAGCUACCCCUGAUCGAAUCCGACAACCCGGGAUACAAGUUCAACCCACUACAAAUGAUCACCCCCAAUCAUCAAAAAUCACAAGUACUUCAAUCAGCUCCAACUCUUCAACCUCAAACUUCAAUGCAACCUCCAAUGCCGCUUCCAUUCAACAGUGGCAUGUCUGGUGGAUACAAAUCAAUGGAAGCGAUAGAGGCGAUUCCAUUUUCCAUUGCAAACGAAGACGAAUAA